UGGCAACAAACCAUUUGGCUGGGGCUGCUGCUCCAAAACAAAAAGAAUAACAAAAACAACGCGAUCCUCUCUUCGGCUCCAAAUGUGCGCGCGUGUGUGUGUGUAAAAUAAAUUUGGAGAUUGAAACUGAUAACUUAAAAAAACGAAGUCAGAGGAAGAAAAGUAAAGUAACCGGGAAAUCGGAGAACUCAGCCGCGGCUAUGGCUUUAAGCAAGAUCAUUAAAACAAAAGCUGGCGCCAAAGACGAACAAAACGAACUGGUCGAAUUCGAGCCCAAAGAUGACGAGGAGAGCAACGAGGCCACUGCAGGCAAUUGCGAUACAGAAGCUAUUACCAAAGAAGAGGAGUGGAUAACGAAGCGCAAGACAGAACUCACAACUACCAGACAGAUCGAAACGAGGGUGAAGCGACAAGUUAAGCUGCAGGAUGGCAAGGUGAUCGAGGACUCCGGUCCCAUUGUCUCCACCAACACAACCGAGGACACCGAUAAACAGGAGACGGAAACCACUGAGAAACGCGACCUUGACCUGCCGGAUGACCUCGAUAGCAAUGCCCAGCUGAUCGACGUGGCCGCCCUGCAGGCGGGCGCCCAGAAUGAGACGCAGUUGGCCCAAAUUCAAGAGGUAUUUGGACCGGCGGACGGAGCAGGGAAGCUGGUCAAGCGAAUGGUUCCACGUCCUGCGGAUGGGCUAGUGCCAACGGACGACAAGCGGGUGAUCUCGCACGAGGAGAUCAAGGAUUACCACGAAACGGAGGACGUCAAGCACCACGGCGACUUCACAGAUCAGACCUACGUGAACGCAGUGCGCGACGGAGUUGAGGACCUCGAGGCCGUGCUCUGUUCGCCGGAGAGCCAGCGCCAGUUGGUGCCGCUCGGGCCGAAGGUGGUGGCCAACAGGAGCAAGUCCCGCAAGACGAUCGACUCGGAGGACACGCAGAAGCGCUGUCUGGCCCAGGAGGACGGCACCCUGGUCACCGAGAGCCGACGCACCACCGAGCACGAGCUGAUCGUCGACGACGAGCUCCCCGAUCCCCCCGCCGCCCCUUCCGAUGACCGCGGCCUGCAGCUUCAGGUGGGCGAGCAGGUGACCACCACGGCGGCCAACCAGCGCUUUUUCCGGCAGCGGGACGAGCAGCAUGUGGACGUGCUAGCCAACGGCCGGCUCCACUCCACCGAGAUGCGCUACGCCGCCGAGACCACGCAAAUGGACAAGGACGGCCCCGCCGACCUGGAGCGUCCGGGCGACUGGGACAGCCUCUCCGACCGGAUGCGCAAGCUGCGCCGCUCCCAGCAGCAGCAACAGAAGG
Messenger RNA from Drosophila gunungcola (fruit fly), 1308 nucleotides. RefSeq lists its product as uncharacterized. NCBI's taxonomy places the organism in Eukaryota, Metazoa, Arthropoda, Insecta, Diptera, Drosophilidae. The record is from RefSeq and is a predicted model, not a curated record.